GACUAGAACAGCUUGCCGCUCGCUGAUUGGCUGUGCUCCACAGUGUGCUCCAAUCAAGAGCGGCCACUAGAACACCCCCUUCCCCCACCAUGUAGACGUAGUGGUGAGGUGACGCCUCCUCCCGGGCUUCCUGGUCGGUGGAAAGUUUAGCCGGGGGAGAUGGCGGCGGCCGUGAAAGUAAUGUUGGCUGUGGUGAUCCUGCUCGCUCUGUGCGGGGGGCUCUCUGACGGCCAAAAGAAGAAAGAGAUGUUAUUAUCCGAGAAGGUGGGGCAGCUGAUGGACUGGGCCAGCAAGAGACCUGUUAUUCGUAUGAAUGGUGAUAAGUUCCGGCGGCUGAUCAAAGCUCCACCAAGAAACUAUUCUGUCAUUGUCAUGUUCACAGCUCUGCAGUCACACAGGCAGUGUGUUGUUUGCAAGCAAGCGGACGAGGAAUACCAGAUCCUGGCAAAUUCCUGGCGUUACUCAAGUGCAUUUACCAACAGGAUUUUCUUUGCUAUGGUGGAUUUUGAUGAAGGAUCAGAUGUCUUCCAAAUGCUUAAUAUGAACUCUGCACCGACCUUCAUUCACUUCCCACCAAAAGGGAAGCCCAAGAGAGGGGACACGUAUGAGUUACAAGUUCGAGGUUUUGCUGCAGAACAACUUGCUCGCUGGAUUGCAGAUAGGACAGAUGUCAAUGUACGUGUAAUAAGACCUCCAAAUUAUGCUGGCCCUUUAAUGCUUGGUCUGCUUCUGGCUGUGAUUGGAGGUUUAGUGUAUUUGAGAAGAAGCAACCUUGAUUUCCUGCACAACAAAACUGGAUGGGCCUUGGCUGCCUUGUGCUUUGUGUUGGCCAUGACAUCUGGACAAAUGUGGAAUCACAUCCGUGGACCCCCUUAUGCUCACAAGAACCCACAUACUGGUCAAGUGAAUUAUAUUCAUGGAAGCAGCCAAGCGCAAUUUGUUGCAGAAACCCAUAUCGUUCUCUUGUUCAAUGGUGGAGUGACUUUGGGAAUGGUCCUUUUACAUGAAGCUGCUACUUCUGAAAUGGAUGUAGGAAAACGAAAGAUAAUGUGUGUGGCAGGCUUGGGGUUAGUGGUGAUAUUCUUCAGCUGGCUGCUUUCUGUCUUCAGAUCCAAAUACCAUGGAUACCCAUACAGCUUUCUAAUGUCAUAGAUGGAAUUCCAUUGUAUUGAAGACAUUGGUAACAGACAUAGGAAAGGUUCAUGCUACUUCUAAAAACAUCUGCUGAUGAGGAUUCUACACAAUGGAUUGUGCAUCUAAUUUUGCUAAAGAACUUGUUACAAAUGAGAUUGUUUUCCUUGGUGGUAACUGUGAACCAAAGACCUUAUGCAGUGCCUUAGUUAAAUGCAGUGAACCCACAACUGUCCUUUAUCCUCCAAGGUCAUCUUUGUGUUCUGUUCUAUAAAAUGAAGAUCCCUUCGCAAGCCUGGUACAAUGAGAUUUCCUUAUUUUGUCCUCCUAAUAAAACUAACUUUUGA
Molecule: messenger RNA, 1478 nt
Organism: Hyla sarda
Lineage: Eukaryota; Metazoa; Chordata; Amphibia; Anura; Hylidae
Gene: MAGT1
Product: magnesium transporter 1
Exons: 10
Coding region: 160-1152 (330 amino acids)
Cellular component (GO): oligosaccharyltransferase complex
Source: RefSeq, a predicted model, not a curated record